Molecule: messenger RNA, 2211 nt
Organism: Malassezia vespertilionis
Lineage: Eukaryota; Fungi; Basidiomycota; Malasseziomycetes; Malasseziales; Malasseziaceae
Exons: 2
Coding region: 1-2211 (736 amino acids)
Biological process (GO): microtubule-based movement; mitotic spindle organization
Molecular function (GO): microtubule binding; ATP binding; microtubule motor activity
Source: RefSeq, a predicted model, not a curated record
AUGGCGCAGGCAAAAGGCCGGCAAGAUGGCGCGAUGACGGUGCAAGUCGCGGUCCGUGUGCGCCCAGAUAUGGUGGAGGGCGCAUCUCGCGCGUUGCCGCGGCCACUCCGCACGGUAGUGCAUCCGAAUUCAGAAACCAGCUUGGCGGUCGAGACAAGUGGGCCCACCGCGCAGCGCGAUCCGCGCCCCAACUUUACGUUUGACCGGGUGUAUGAUGCAGACUCUGCGCAGGAAGAAAUAUAUAAUAACAGUGUGGAACCAUUGAUCCAGCGCUUCUUGGACGGGUACAACACUACCGUAUUUGCCUAUGGCCAAACCUCGAGCGGUAAAUCGUACACGAUGGGCACCUGCGGCGAGAGUGAGGCGUAUACGGAGGAUGGUUUGGCUGAUAUGAUCCAUCCUCAGGUCGGUAUUAUACCCCGCGCCGCGCAGCGCGUGUUUGCGAGUCUUGAUGAAAGCCUCGCGGAGUCGCCUGGCGCGGAGCACAGCUUGCAAGUCAGUUUCCUGGAGCUGUACAAUGAAGACCUCAUUGAUUUGCUGGCUGAGCCAGACAUAGACGCGACGAAUCAGGUCCAGAUCCGUGAGACGCGCGUCGGCGAGAUCGUAUGGACGGGACUGCGCCAGUACGAGGCCAACGACGCGCUCGACAUCAUCGAGCUGCUGAAAUGCGGCAUGGAUAUGCGUCAAACGCACGAGACAGAAAUGAACACGCAGUCUUCGCGCUCGCAUGCCAUCUUUUCCCUUACACUCACACGGUCCAGGCCGCGCGCCGCGAGCCCCGAACGCGGUGCGCCGCUCGCAAUCCCACAAACGCCGCGCGCCUCGGGCUUGCCGAAACUAGGCGCAAAGUCUGCAUUGCGCACGCCGUCGCGCCCCAUCACGCCGACACGCACACCAUCGCGCAUUUUGCGAGCGCGCCAAGCCGAGGCGGACGCUGUAGUUACCACGAGCAAGCUGCAUUUCGUCGAUUUAGCCGGCUCGGAGCGUCUCAAGCGCACCGCCGCGACGGGCGACCGCGUAAAAGAAGGCAUCUGCAUCAAUUCCGGCCUGCACGCACUGGGCAAUGUGAUCAGUAUGCUGAGCGAUCCAGCCAAGGCGCGGCGCCCAAUGCAUAUUCCGUACCGCGACAGCAAACUUACGAGGCUACUGCAGGAUAGUUUGGGCGGAAACGCACACACACUGAUGAUUGCGUGCGUAUCUUCCCUAGAAAUGAACGUGAACGAGACACUCAACACGCUGUAUUAUGCGCAGCGCGCGCGGCACAUUCGCAACUCUGUCGAGCGCAACCAGACCGAGGCAGGCUGGAACAAUGUGGAGCAUUUGCAAACGCAGGUGCUGCGGCUGCGCAAAGAGCUGGACCUCAUCCGCGUCUCGCACGAACUGCUUGUCGCAGCACCGGAACAAAAAGGUCCUAGCUUGGUUCACUCCGACCAUGCACAGGCACUGCUCGCGUGGCAAGAAAAGUACUCGGCGCUGAGUCGCAAAAACGUGCAACUAACCGCGGAGCUCCUUCAGCUCAACAGGCAGCAGCGGCCAAACGCGCUCCCGACAACGCCAGGCGAUUUCUUGGCGAAUGCAGAGCCUGUGAUUGUAGAGUACGAAAAAACAGUGGAUGCACUUGAAGGGCAACUAAACGUGCUCAAAGCGUCCGUUGCGUACUCGGAAGAGCUCCUCAAGGAGCGCGAACAGGCGCUUUUGCUUGCAAACGCGCGCGCGACGAGCGCGGAAAACGAGGUGGAUUUGUUGCGUGCUACGGUGCGCGAUCUGCACGAGCGACUGGACGACAGUGUAGAUGAAUUGGAAAGCAGCCGCCGCAGCCAGCACAGCGCGUUGGGACUGGGACGGCCGGGUGCUGAGAGCGAUGCGCUCAAAGUGAGUACGCUGGAGAGAGUGCAGCGUGCAUGCAGCGGCAUGCUGGGAUACAAAAGCCGGACCGUGUCGAGCCAAUCGCAAGCUACAGAAGAUGCGCCGGAUACGACGGCACUCAGUGCGCUGCUGGUCGGCGACACCAGCGAAAACUCGAUGCUGCUUGGCCCCGGGGGAAAAGAGGAUGUAGAGCAGGAGGGGGAGAGGCUGCGCCUGCUCAAUAGGCUGCUUGAGCCUGGAAUUAAUGCGCGCGAAAGCAACCUACGCGGCUCCUUGCUGCACUGGGUCCAAUCGCAAGACAACAGUGUGACAGACGAGGUGCAGUGCCGCACAUGUGGGCUUUAA